CUUCUUACCCUUUCUUACCACCAUGAUCCCCAGCGACCAUGUCUAAUGUCGAUACUCGAAGCUCAGAUGAGCUCCGACGAGCCAAAUGAGCAGCUCUCAAAUCCACAUGUGGCAGCAAAGGACUGACACACCGGGGUGGUACAAUACCAAGAUGUCAACCAGCCUAUACAUCUGAAUAUCUUACCGAUGCCAGGACCAUAAUUCUCAGACACCGCACGACUUGGUCGGUGUAAUGGGCCAGAGUUUAUAAUUUUGCACGCGUUUGAGUUCAGUCUGGCUGUAACAAAGAUUGGAUUAAUAUAUUGAGGCUUCCAACAGGACCUUGACCCGGCAACAUAUCGGAGAUACAGUACCUGGCGCCUCAUACUGGUUGGAAAGGACGUUUAAUGAUUUAUGCUGACGAAAGCAAAAAUUGUAGGAAUCUCAAGAGAAGAACCGGAUAGGCUCAAGCGGCGAAAAGUUGGCGAUCCCGACCAGCUCACUGAAAACAAUUUCUUCAUUUUUUGGCGACCAAAUGGGUCGACGAAACAGGAUUCACCCUCGAAGUGUCAGGGCUUCGUGCUUUACUUUGUGUCCCGCCCACGUCAACAUACAUUCUCACCGUCAUCCACUACAUCAUGAAGGCAGGCAAACUGGUCUUGUAAGCCUUGUCUGCGUUCCCGCGUUUACUCCCAUGCAAUGGCCUCACGCUGCGCAUGCACGCUUCUAUCCUGCAUGCAACAAUAAAACCUCCACCGUUCAACAAAGCUUCUUUCACAUUUCUGGCCGGUCAACUUCCACAUUUGACUUUUCACUCCCAGUCGAUAAUGACACCUGAUAGAAGUAGGACCAGUGCUCCAGAACUUGCGGUAUGGGUCUAUAUAAGUCGGGUCCUUCAACUGAUCGUGCACAUUGUACCUCCACAAUGCCUGCAAUCGGAAUAGGACUCAAGCUCAAAACACUCGCGGUCGCAGCACUUCUUACCCAGGUAGUAAACACUGCCGGUGAUGCGAAAUCGAUCACAAUAUCUACCACCUCAGGUCGAUUGAACGGUCUGGUGCAGGAUGGAGUGAUGACAUUCAAGGGAAUACGUUAUGGCCAGCCGCCAACUGGAAUCAGGCGAUGGGAACCCCCACUUCCAUUUUUAUCCUCAGCAACACAUGAUGCGACGAAAUUGGGACCCUCUUGCAUCCAGCAGUUUGCGUUUGCGACUGCAAAUCUGUCGAGGGCGCUCUUUAAUAAUCCUCCGCCACCUGAAAGCGAAGAUUGCCUAUUGCUGAACGUGUGGGCACCUUCAGGCUCUACGUCCACCAAAAGGCCGGUUCUCUUCUGGAUCCAUGGCGGGGGUCUCACGUUUGGGACAGCGUCACUUCCGACCUAUGACGGUACCUCCGUAGCCUCCAAUCAGAGUGUAGUGGUAGUGACGAUUAACUACCGGACCAACGUUUUCGGCUUUCCUUCCUCUCCCGAUCUCGCUUUACAAGGCAACAAUCUCGGGUUUUUGGACCAGGAUCUAGCUCUCGCUUGGGUCCAGCUGAACAUUGCUAAGUUCGGAGGAGACCCACGGCAAGUGACUAUCAUGGGACAAUCAGCAGGUGGAUUAUCGGUUUCGACUGCCAUAUCUCGACAUGACGAGGCUCGACCUCCGUUCCGAGCCGCAAUAAUGCUUUCAGGAAAUAUCGCAGCACUGAGUCCAUUGAUUCCAACGGCCUUUAACCAGUUUGCUACCGCUGUGAACUGUACGCAAGCUCCUGGACCACAGAGACUUUCGUGUCUCAAGGCCGUUCCCACUAGUAUGAUCAGCGCAUUCGUGGAUGGGCCGACGUCUGGUUCGUUUGGCGCGGCUGUCAUUGAUAACUUCACAGUCUUCGAUCGUCCCAUAGAUCGUAUUGCCGCCAAGAAAACCGCUCGAGUCCCGACUCUUCUCGGUAACACUAAAGAUGACGGUUCCCUUUUCGCACUCGAGAGUGGGCCAGUAAACCUUACGCAGUUUUUGGCACUGGAUUUCCAGGGAGCGGUUCCGGAACAACUCGUUCGGUCUUUAUAUCCUGGGUUGAACGAUACGGCGAUCAUUUCGGGUAUUAUCCGAGAUUUUAUAUUCCAGUGCCCUGCAGGUCUCUGGGCUGCUGCAUCGGUUCGAUCGGGCAUAGCUAAUGUGUAUCGGUACAUAUACGGUGCAGUCUUUGCAGACCUCCAGGUCUUCCCCGGAGCCGGUGCCCCACACGCUUCGGAAUUACCUGAACUUUUUGGAACGUUCAAUCGCACCACUGCAACCGCCGAAGAAGUAACUCUUUCUUCAACCUUCCAAACCACGAUCGCCAAUUUCGUCAAGCAUCCAAACACGUCGCCUGCUCCUGGUUGGUCAAGUUAUGCGAAUGGAAAUGUCGCGAAACUGGCGUUUGCGGAUAAUGUUGACCUUAAUAAUGUCGUUCAGCUUGUUAAAAAUGGUACUGUGGAUGUGCCUUGCAGUCUUUGGGAUGCGAUAUUAGGUGCACUCUGAACAAUGGGCCGAGUGGAUAUGUAAAACCUCCAUGUGUAACCUCUGAUACUUUCACGUGUACGACUAGAAACGAAAGAGGUGCAAGAUAGGGCGAUGCCCUCACAUAAAAUGAAGUAUUAGGAGUUGAA
Marasmius oreades (fairy-ring Marasmius) is the source of this 2607-nucleotide messenger RNA. RefSeq lists its product as uncharacterized. The transcript has 13 exons. Bases 851 to 2479 code for a protein of 542 amino acids. Lineage: Eukaryota; Fungi; Basidiomycota; Agaricomycetes; Agaricales; Marasmiaceae. The record is from RefSeq and is a predicted model, not a curated record.